Messenger RNA from Prorocentrum cordatum, 711 nucleotides. The record is from the annotation of a GenBank genome assembly. NCBI's taxonomy places the organism in Eukaryota, Dinophyceae, Prorocentrales, Prorocentraceae.
AUGGUAGCGACAAGAGCGAUGUCACCACAGUGGCGGAUAUGCUCGAUCACGGUGCUGGAAUCCAGGUCGAGGAUUGGCGAAAAGAUGGACGUGAUGCACGUUGCGCGCACGGAGUUCAGCCGCGCCCACCUCCAGGUGCGCGCCUACGGGAACCUCUCGCGCAGCGUGUCGGGGGGCACAGUCAGCGUGAAGAUGUGCAAGGGAUCGGUUGCCGGAGGGUCGUCCACUGCAGAUUGGAUGAAGCGCGAGCUCGCGUGGCACAGUGUCCCUCACAAGUACGAGGAGGAGCUAUGCAAACACUUUGGCAAGAGCCACAGCAAACGUGGCUGCCCCCUUCCCGCUGGCAAUAUCGAGCUGCGCUUCGCCCUUGACAAGCUGCCGCCGAUGGUGUUAGCUGGCGCCUACAGGUUGAAGAUCAGAGCCAUCGAUGCUGCCGGCAAGCACGUGGCGUGCUUGCAGGCGAACGUGCAAGUCCCACGGGGCAAGAGCGGCGAGCUCUUCCGACGGAUUCAAGCGUUGCCCAAUGCUCACAAUGGACGGGCUCUGACGUCGGGAGCUUCAGAUUGCAACUGCGACUUCUCGGACCCAGUUUGCGGUGAUAACGGGCUGACCUGCGACAGCGCUUGUCAAGCCCAUUGCUCUAGUGUCAAGGUUGCGUAUACGGGCAAGUGUGGCGAUCUGUUACUUUCGGUAGGGAGAGCGCUUUCAUAG